Messenger RNA from Panthera uncia (snow leopard), 4048 nucleotides. RefSeq names its product zinc finger and SCAN domain containing 16 (gene ZSCAN16). The transcript is spliced from 5 exons. The coding region runs from base 262 to 2091 and encodes 609 amino acids. The record is from RefSeq and is a predicted model, not a curated record. Gene Ontology annotation, molecular function: RNA polymerase II cis-regulatory region sequence-specific DNA binding; DNA-binding transcription factor activity, RNA polymerase II-specific. Gene Ontology annotation, biological process: regulation of transcription by RNA polymerase II. NCBI's taxonomy places the organism in Eukaryota, Metazoa, Chordata, Mammalia, Carnivora, Felidae.
CAUCCCGGCUCGCCUGCUCCCCGCCUGAGCGUCGGGAGUGGUCGCCGCCGCCGCAGGCGUGCGCGGACGGUCGGGGGCCGCCGGAAGCGACGCCGGCCGGGUGGGAUUCGCGGGCGCACAUCUCCGGCGGCACGGCCGCCUUCCCCCGGCCCGGUUAAGGCUCGCGUCCGGAGAGCGCCGUACCGCGACCGGGGACUCCCAGGAGUGUGUCCUGAAAGGUAACACACUUGUUGCCCCCCGCCUCUGACUAUCGGAGCUGGAAUGGCUGGAGUACUCCUUCCACGGCCUCCUGAGGAGUCAGAGGGACUCUUCGGAGGAAACAACAAAAAAUGGCCUGCCAAGGUUCAGGCGACUGGCCCACAGUGGAGCAGCCCAAACCACCAGGAGAUAUUCCGCCAGCGCUUCCGACAGUUCUGCUACAAGGAGACCCCUGGGCCCCGUGAGGCCUUGAGCCAGCUCUGGGUGUUCUGCUGUGAGUGGUUAAGGCCUGAGAUACGCACCAAGGAGCAGAUGUUGGACUUGGUGGUGCUGGAGCAGUUCCUGACCAUCCUGCCCGAGGAGCUCCAGGCCUGGGUGUGGGAGCAUCACCCGGAGAGCGGGGAGCAGGCCGUGGCUGUGCUGGAGGAUCUGGAGAAGGAACUGGAUGAACCAGGCCAGCAGGUUUCAACCCAGACCUGUGCACAGGAAGUGCUUUCUGAGACAUCGGUGCCUCUGGAUCCAGCUAAGGAAGCAACAUAUCUCCAGCCUCAACCCAUGGAGAUCCAGCUUAAGGGUGAAUCUCAGGACCCUCAACACCAACAGGACUGUGAUGACGUAAUCAGAAUUGAGAAAGGAGAAUCGAUUCAAAAGCAGGAGCUUACCAUAGAUACAGAGUCUCCAAAAAAGUCACCUGGCCAAAUCAACGGAAAAGUCCCUCAUUGUGAAGAAACCCAAGAACAUGAAGGACAGACAAAGAGAUAUCAGAGAAAUUCUUCAACCGAGAGAAGAUAUAAGUGUGACGAGUGUGGGAGAAGAUUCACUCAAAACUCAAGCCUCAUUAGACAUAAGAGAAUCCACACUGGAGACAGACCCUAUUCGUGUAACGUGUGCGGCAAAACCUUCAUCCAGAGUUCCCAACUUAUUGACCAUCAGAGAAUACAUAACCGAUUAAAACCAUAUCAGUGUGAUGAGUGUGGAAAAGCCUUUUAUUACAGUUCACACCUUGUUCAGCAUCAAAGGACCCACACUGGAGAAAAACCUUUCCAGUGCGGUGAGUGUGGGAAAGCCUUUCACUACAGCUCCGGCCUCGUUCGGCACCAGAGGACCCACACGGGAGAGAAGCCCUACCAGUGUCACGUCUGUGGAAAGGCUUUCUGUCUGAGCUCGCACCUGAUUCAGCACCAGCGCGUGCACACUGGGGAGAAGCCGUACCAGUGCAGCGAGUGUGGGAAAAGCUUCAGCCAGAGCUCAGGCCUCUUCCAUCACCACAGGAUCCACAGUGGGGAGAAGCCGUAUGAAUGUGAUGAGUGUGGAAAGGCCUUCAGUCACAGCUCAGCCCUGGUUGGGCACCAGCGAAUCCACAGUGGAGAGAGGCCCUAUGAGUGUGACGUGUGCGGGAAGGCGUUCAGUUAUAGCUCCCAUCUUCUGGGACAUCGAAGGAUCCACACUGGGGAGAAGCCCUAUGAGUGUGACGUGUGCGGGAAAGCUUUCCGGCGGAGCUCGCACCUCCUGGUACAUCAGCGAAUCCACAUCGUAGAGAAGCCCUGGCGCUACACGUGCGAGGACUGCGGGAAGAGUUUCAGUCACAGCUCAGACCUCAGCAAACACAGGAGGACUCACACUGGAGAGAAACCCUACAAGUGCGACGAAUGUGGGAAGGCCUUCAUUCAGCGCUCCCAUCUCCUCGGACAUCACAGAGUACACACUGGAGUGAAACCUUAUAAAUGUGAAGAAUGCGGGAAAGAUUUUAGUGGGCGCACAGGUCUUAUUCAGCACCAGAGAAUCCACACGGGUGAAAAACCCUAUGAAUGUGAGGAGUGCGGGAGGCCCUUCCGCGUGAGUUCGGCCCUUAUCAGACAUCAGAGAAUUCAUACAGCAAAUAAGCUCUACUAAGAUGGUGAAGGAACCGUUCUUAGCUCCUCAGGCCUCGUUAGUUCCCAGAGAAUCCGCCUUAGACACUGAGUAACCUGAAUGCGGGCAAAGCUUCAGUCGUCAUUAAACAUUUCUCCGGCACCAGAGAAUCUACCUGAGAAAGUUUCCUUUUAUUUCUAAAUUAGUUCAGUUUCUUGGGAAGAGUUAAGAGUUAUUUCAGAAAGCCUUGUCUGUUGACAUACUGCUGACUUGCAGCCCAAAAUAGCCAUUUCCUUGGUGGAAAGGCAGCAAAUGCUCCUUCUCAGCUCUCCUUGUUACUUGACCGUUCAGUAUACAACUUUGGGCAAACAUUCACUUUCUUUUUAAGUUUAUUUACUUUGAGAGAAACAGAGAUCCCAAGCAGGCGCACACAAGUGUGAAGGGGCAGAGAGAGAGAGACUCCCAAGCAGGUUCUGUGCUGUCAGUGCAGAGCCCGACGUAGGACUUGAACUCACAAACCAUGAGACCACGACCUGAGCCAAAAUCAAGAAUCACACACUCAACCAACUGAGCCUCUUGUGUGCCCCUAAACAUUCACAUUUUUCUCUGACUUCGUUUCCCAUUCCGUAGCAUGCAGAUGACACAGCAGAAACCUACCAGAUACAUUGUGUUAAGUUAAAGCUGCUUUUGAAAUUAAUAACUAAAACAAUACUAUCUGUUUUCCACCACUACUGCUAGAAUGGCCUAAAUAUUAAUCUCAUUUUUAUCUUAAAGUAGGGAGGACAAUCAUUUUGUGGAAUUUGUUUGCCAUUGCUGAAAAAGAGGAAACCAUCAGGAAAGAUAGCGGGCUAAGGAAGACAUUCCAGUGGAAAGGAAAGCAGUUAAGUGAUAAGUAGGAGCUAUUGGGAAGGAGGGGGGUGAUGGUGUAUUAGGCAUCUAUAAUGUGGAUAAUAUAUCACUCCUGAGUCUCCCGUCACUGUAAACUGAAGGACAUGGGAGGGAUCGGUCUAGAACUGUAUUGUCCAGUAUAGUAGCCAGUCACCCACACAUGGCUGUAUAAACUUAAAUUAACUGAAAUAAAAUCGAAAAUUCUGUUCAUUAGUGACAUUUUAAGUACUCAACAGCCACGUGUGGCUAGUAGCACCUGGAUUGGACAACACAGAUAUAGACCAUUUUUAUCUGCAGAAAGUUCUAAAGGAUAUUGCUGUCCUAAUCAAUCACUGGUAAGGUAUCUUCCAGCUUUGACAUCCUGUGAUUCUGAGUUCAGGAAGGUAGUAAAAGAGAUACCUGAGGAGGCUGCAAUAGCAACAGAUAAAAUGCAAACACCCUAAGAAAGUAACUUAGUAAUAACUUUAUAGCACCUUUUCAGCCUUAGCGAAAGAGUCUAUUAUAAUUGGAGGAUUGAAGACUAUUAAAGUCAAUACAGUAACCUCAUCUAAAUUAAAAGGCUAAAUUAUAAUCAAGUUUUUUCUUUUUGGCUUGGAAAUAUAUUAGCGGUUCAUGUACUUGCAACAGUUUUACAUCCCUAAUUUGAGAAUUUUAAUGACAUGACAGAAAUUGUGGCCAGAGGCCCAGCGCAUUCAGAUGUACACCAUCAAACUGCCCACUGGUUUUAGGAAUAGCCUUACCGGAACAACCAGGCAGUGACCGAAUCUCUGCCUGAAGACAAUAGUCAGACAUCCUUGCUUUUGUAUUGUGCUCGACUAGUUAAACCACCACAGUCCAUUUUGGGUCUCUACUACCACUGGGAGAUGAAUCUUAGGCCAUUCCUUGUGGCUCCAUAAAGGUAAACUGGGCUUUUAUGUCUUUUGAACAUACUUGGUAGAAAAUUUUAAAACCUCAAGCUUCACACUCCUACUUGUUUUUAUAAUAAUCAUCUGGGCAAUAUUUUAGGCAUUUGAGACAAAAGAUUUUUUAAUGGUCCUCAGAGAAAAGUAAAGCAUUAAAUCUCUAGUAUUAAAAAUGUCUUAUUUUGAAAAUAAAGUUAAAUGCUUACUGA